UCCCCGCCACUUUCACUACUUUUGGAGCUUCGAGUCAUGGCUCUCGUCUUCUUCCUUAUCCUCCUUUUCCCGCUUGCGGCUCAGGGGGAGGAGCCGGCGCCGGUGCAGGUGCAGGUGGUCACCAGCAGCACGCCCUGCAGCGCCACCUGCGGCCUGGGGGUGAAGGUGCAGCGGGUGUGCGACCUGAAAGACGCCGAGGGGGCGCUGGAGGACGCGGGAGCCGCCGCGCGGACGCCGCCGUCGGACGUGACGGAGCGGUGUCGCGACGUGACGGUCACGUGUCGGGAGUCGUGGCGGUGCGGCCUGAAGACCGUUACCGUGACGACGGGGGAGAGGGUGGAGCUGGACUGCCUGCUGGCGAAGAACGCCGAGGUGGUGAGGAGGCUUUCGUGGAGGGUGUCGUGGUUCCGCGCCCGGGGGCUGAUCACCUCUGACGACACGCUCUUCGCCCGCUGGCACAGCCCCACGUUGGACCUGCUGGUUCUGGACCCCGUGGAGGAGGAGCACGCAGGGACGUACCGCUGCGACGUGCUGGACGCCGCCACCAGGAGGGUGAAGAAGGCUUACUGGGGGGUCCGAGUGCUGCCCAGAGGGGUCUUGAAUCUGGACUACGGCCACGCUGAGAGUGUGUGGGACUCCAGCAACCCGGCGGUGAGCGUCCAGGAGAAGUCGUGGGUGAUCUACCUGAUGCUGACAUUACUGUGCAUGGCAAACACGGCGGCGGUGCUCUUCGUGGCGGUGAAGGUGAUGAAGAACAAGGGCUCGUAUUCGGUGGACGAGGACGCCGCCAACCACGAGGAGACGACGACGGAGAUUUGAACGCACAGCUCGCCUAUUUGUGACUGAGCCUGAGCAACAUCCCGUUAAACUAACGGCAAGCUCAUUUAUCCAUUUUCUACGCCGCUUGUCUGAGUUAAGCUCCCAGGCACGCUGGAGCCUAUCCCAGCUGACUCUGGGCGAUUUACAGUCUCUAUCAAAACAACCUAUUUUAAUUUGUAAUAUUGUAGUCAAUUGUCGGACUCAUUCUCCCGUUUUGUGUUCGUUUUUGUGUCAUUUCAACCAACAGUUUGCAAAAUGUCUUAUUCCAAUAAACAUGACAAUAAGAUAGGGUUGUACAGUAUACUACCACGAGCUAAUGCAACAAUGUUUAGUUCUUAUCUGUACUGUAAAGUUCAAAUUUGAAUGACAAUAAAAGGAAAUCCGUCUGUCUGUCUCUGCAUGCAAAACGCUUAUCAUUAAUAAGGUUUUUGCAUGUUUUUUUUAUAAAGCU
Molecule: messenger RNA, 1270 nt
Organism: Entelurus aequoreus (snake pipefish)
Lineage: Eukaryota; Metazoa; Chordata; Actinopteri; Syngnathiformes; Syngnathidae
Gene: tmem81
Product: transmembrane protein 81
Exons: 4
Coding region: 37-819 (260 amino acids)
Source: RefSeq, a predicted model, not a curated record